AUGCCCUUAAAUUCUGAAAAUAAUCAAGGCGGCUUCAAGCGCGCUGUGCGAAAUUCAGGCGUGGCUUUCCUACGAUGGGGUAAGGUGUCUGCUUUCCUUGUAAAUACCUGUAGGAAAAGGCGUAGGACUUCUACGAUAGGUCAGAAUGAAGCGAAACGAGAAAGAAAUAUGACUUUGAAUUUGUCUAAUGUACAAGAUGCUCCUUCACUCGAAUCAGGUGUUUCGAAUUUACGAUCCCCUAUUUCCUCCUCCUCUAAUGUUGUGGCAGCAAGCAGUUUGAAUGAAUCUGUUCCUGCAAGCGCUGGGUAUACACCUCUCCCUUGUUUUAUGGACAGUGUUGCUUCUGUUGCUCUUGCUGUUGAUCGUAAUGAUGUCCCUCUUGUUUGUGGUCCUGUUGGGUGUGGCAAAACGGCGAUAAUCGAUUACCUUGCAAGUUUGCGCUCGGUUUCGAUCUUUCGAAUGCAGAUUAGUGAGCAAACUGACACUAAGGCCCUCCUUGGGCUCUAUUGUUGUUCAAGCACCCCUGGUGUGUUUGUUUGGAGACCUGGACCCCUUGUUCAUUGCAUGACAUCGGGUAAAUGGUUAGUUUUGGAAGAUGUGGAUAAAGGCUCUGCUGACUUUCCCAUUCUUCGACGAAUAAAGGACACUGCUUCGCAGAUGCUUUAUCCUAAUACUGGUGAGCCUGUGUUUCGACAUCCGGGAUUCCGUUUACUACUUACAUGUCGUACGGGUUCCCCCUCUACUGGGAUUUCGGACCACAUAUCUGGGUCCGAGAUUUAUAUUGUAGAGUUUCGCAGUCCAGACCUCUUGCCACUUGCAAGACGUCUUUUAUCUGAAUUACCUCUGCUGAAAAGCAUCGCAGCACCCACUAAUUGCAACCAGCGUCCCGUCUGUUCGCGUGACUUCUUCAAAUUCCUUUCUCGGGCUCUUAAGAGUUCUGGCCAUGCAGAUACGCCUCUUCACAUCUACCUUGACGCCCUCGAUUGCUUCGUUUGUUCUCAAUCUGUUGCUGCUUCUAGCGAUGAUGUGGCCAUUCAUCUGGGAGGAAUUUUUAACUUCUCUCGAGAGCAGGCCUUGAAAAUUUGGAAGUCUCGGAAGCCUAAAUUGCGCCUUAGUCGAGAUUUAACUCAGGUCGAGGCGGGUCGAGCCGUUAUUCCUAUCAAAAAAUCGGUUUACUGGGAACUUCAACCGUCAAGGCAGGUAUUUGCUGACACACGGCUAGCGUGCACGCUAGUUGAACGGUUGGCGGUGGCGAUCCAGCACGCAGAGCCUGUUCUUCUUGUAGGUGAGACUGGCACCGGUAAGACUUCAGCCAUUCAACGCCUCGCUCUGAUGGCUGGUCGUCGACUGCGGGUGCUCAAUCUGAGUCAGCAGUCGGAUAUAGUGGAUCUCCUCGGUGGCUUCAAGCCUGUGGAUUCUCGAGCUCUCAUGUACCCCGUGAAGGAGAGGUUUGAGAGCCUUUUUAUGAAGACUUUUCGGCUGGAGUCAAAUAGGCGAUUCCUGGAACACAUCCAAACUUGUGCCGCCUCAGGUCGUUGGCGUGACCUACUGACUCUGUUAAGGCAUCCCGCAGCGUCUGCCAUUCGAAAGCUUACGCUAUGGCGUGAGUUGGAGGCAUUGGAGCGACGUGGUGCUUCGUCUUCUUCGAUGGCUUUUGCGUUUAUUGAAGGGGCACUAGUUCGAGCCUUGGAGGAUGGUGAUUGGGUCCUUUUGGAUGAAAUCAACCUUGCACCUGUGGAAUUGCUCGACUGUCUGUCAGGUCUCUUGGAUUCUGCUCAAAACUCUGUUACCCUUGUCGAUAGAGGUUUCCGAAUAUGGGGGAUUGUCAUUACUAAGGACAAAAUUGUAUCUAUUAAAAGUUGCAUCAAGAAAGCAUUGGUUCUUGGUAAACCUUCCUGCUGGCAGUAG
Molecule: messenger RNA, 1908 nt
Organism: Hydatigera taeniaeformis
Lineage: Eukaryota; Metazoa; Platyhelminthes; Cestoda; Cyclophyllidea; Taeniidae
Source: the annotation of a GenBank genome assembly